Molecule: messenger RNA, 735 nt
Organism: Penicillium salamii
Lineage: Eukaryota; Fungi; Ascomycota; Eurotiomycetes; Eurotiales; Aspergillaceae
Source: the annotation of a GenBank genome assembly
AUGGGAUUACCGAUUCUGCGCCAAUGUGCGCUUACAUCUUGCCGGAGAGCCCUCAAGACACCAUUCCCAGUCACUUUCGACUUCCUUGCCCCGUCGGCACUGGCACACAAGCAAUGUCGCAACGCCUCAACCGCCACCUCCGAUGAGCCAAAGCCUCGAUAUGUCCUGAGCACAAAACAGCGAGAAUUCAUGGACAGUGCUCUUCGUGUAAACCAAGCUGGGGAACUAGCUGCGACUCUCAUUUACACUGCACAAACCCCCCAAAUUGUGCGCUCCUACCCGCACCUCCGGCCCUUGAUGAAACACAUGUACGACCAAGAAGCAGGGCACCUGAAAACAUUCAACGGCCUUAUCAAAAAGCACCAAAUCCGUCCAACUGCCAUGUACCCAGCAUGGGAAGUUGCUGCUACAUUCUUGGGUUGGUCUACUGCGGCGCUGGGUCGCGAGGCAGCAAUGGCAUGCACCGAAGCUGUUGAAACCGAGAUUGGAUCACACUACAACGAACAGGUACGGGAAAUUUUGUCAUGGGAGGCUGAUGCUGCGCGUCGAGGCGAGGAAUUGGACGAGGAGCUUAAGGAAAUGCUUGCCACAUUCCGGAGGAUUCGGGACGAAGAACUGGAACAUCUCGACCAUGCCGUGGCCAACGACUCUAAGGAAGCCAAACCCUAUGAUCCGCUCGUGGAUGUCAUCCGCUUUGGAUGUCGUGCUGCUAUUAAAAUCAGUGAGAAGAUUUGA